UCCAGUUGUGAAGUAUCAGCAAGCUCAGAAAACAGCAUGAGCAGGAGAGAAGAAGAAAUAUCGUGUUUUGUGGAUUUAUGAAACGUUUUCUUUCUCUUUUAACGCCUCGACGUGACGCUGAAAUAUCAAACUGGUCGUAUUUUAUCUCUGGUGGCCCAGCAGGGCUGCAGUUAGCUGCUGACGAUGGCGAAGGUGUUUCGCAGUCCGGCCCGUCACGGUUACGCUGUGGAAGUGUCUCCGUUCAUCCCCAACAGAGUGGCCUGCGCUGCCUCCCAGUACUAUGGAAUAGCUGGUUGUGGCACACUGUUGGUCCUGGAUGAGACAGAGACUGGAGUUGCUUUGGUGAGAAGCUGGGAGUGGAGCGACGGUCUGUUCGAUGUGGCGUGGAGCGAAGCUAAUGAACAUGUCCUGGUGGCGGGUGGAGGAGACGGCAGCCUGCAGCUGUGGGACACAAACAAUCACAGCGCUCCACUAAGGGUGGCCAAAGAACACACACAGGAGGUGUACGCUGUGGACUGGAGUCAGACCAGAGGAGAGAACCUCAUCGUCUCUGGAUCGUGGGAUCAAACUGCUAAAGUGUGGGAUCCUGCUCUCAGCCGAUCACUGACGACACUCAGAGGUCAUGAAGGGGUCAUCUACAGCACCAUCUGGUCUCCCCACAUCCCAGGAUGCUUUGCGUCUGCCUCAGGUGACGGGACACUCAGAGUUUGGGAUGUGAAGAGCGCAGUGUGCCGAUUGGCCAUCCCAGCACACAAGGCUGAAAUCCUCAGCUGUGAUUGGUGCAAAUAUGACCAGAAUAUUGUGGUCACAGGCUCCGUAGACUGCACAGUAUGUGUGUGGGACCUGAGGAACAUCAGACAGCCUGUCAAUCAAAUGCUUGGACACGCCUAUGCCAUCCGCAGAGUCAAGUUCUCUCCGUUCAGUAAGACGGUGUUGGCGUCCUGCUCAUAUGACUUCACUGUCAGGUUUUGGGAUUUAAGCAGAAACCAGCCUCUCCUGGACACUGUGGAGCAUCAUUCAGAGUUUGUCUGUGGAUUAGACUUCAACCUGCACAUCCCCAACCAGGUGGUUGACUGUUCCUGGGAUGAGACGGUGAAGAUCUACACACCGGCCUGCCUGUCUGCUGCAACACACAGUACAACACCUUAAAGCACACACACACUUAUUCUGGUGUACUUCAGAGGACAUUGUAUUUAAUGAAUGUACCAUAACUGGUACCUACCUAACCCCUGCACUUACUAUUACAUUUGAUGAUGACAUUGUUCUAUUUCUAGACGGAAAAUUUAUACUAAGUCUCAGAAAACCUUGGUAGCUGGACAGUUAUGGCGCAUGAUAGGGAUGUCAUGAGAACCAACACUGCUAAACGGAAUAAUAAAAACAUGGCAUAAUUUCAUGUGUUUCCAUGGUAACAUAGAUAGUGACGAUGAUACUUUACAAUAGCAGCAGCUUGUGAAAAGGCAAUGCCAAAUUGUUUGUGUCCUUUACACACACAAUGUCCACUGAUGGUAAUAUUUUAAAUAUUAGUUUACAUAGGCUAAUGCAGUGCGUCUUGUUUAGGCUAACAUAGUGGCUAACGUGAUCUUGUUUAGGCCAAUGUUGUUGCAAACGUAGCAGCUAAUAUUUUCUUGUUUCGGCUAACACUACAUCUGAAAAUACCUUGUUUAGGUUAACAUAGAGGCUAACUAUAUGUAGUUUACGCUAAUGCAGCUGCUAAUGUUAUCUUGCUUAGACAAUUGUAGUGGCUAACAUCUUGUAUAGGGUAAUGCAGCAGCUAAUGUUAUCUUGUCUGGGCCCAUAUUGUGGCUAACGUUAUCCUUUUUAGGCUAACAUAGCAGCUAAUGUUAUCUUCUUUUACCUAACAUGAGCUGGUGCUGCUCAUAAUUUAACAAUCUAACUUACCAUUUAGUUGGUAUAGUAUAUGUUGAAAUGGCACAUUAGUCUGAAUACUUUUGAGGUUAUUUUUGUUUUGAAUUUAGUGUUGAAAGCAAUGGAAUUUCAAAGGUUGACCUCUGAAAUUGACCACCAAAUUUCUGGUACCAUGACAUCCCUAAAUGCUCAAACUUCCUCUGUGGGAAUUCAGAUGAGGAUCUUUGUUGCGUCACAGUCCCUCUUUCUCGUCCUGUUUCCCAGCUACCUCCUCACCGCAAAUGCCAAAAAAGAGCAAAACAACAUUUUCCCUGUGUUAUUACCAGAUACAGUCAACACAAAGUAAAACACAGACAUGUACAGUAUGCGCACACAGAUGCUUAUCAGCUGCGCUCAGAGUGCAUUUUCAUCUAACUUUCAUAUCGAAACGAGUUGAAUAACAAACCCUGAGGAUCCAAACACGUGUUUGCAGUGUGGAGAUAAAGUGAGCUUGUUAUCAGAUUUAAAACCUGGCACCAGUGUGACGCAGAAUAUAAAUUCUUCGAUUAUCUAAUAACAUUGGUUUUCUAAUUCUGACCAAUAGGAGAUAAGAGAAUUUAGUGUAAGACCUGGAGGGUAUUGUGAUGCAUCACAAUGUCAUACAUGUAUGACAUGAGUCCUCACUGACAUUAUUGUAUAUAAUUCAAACUGUGAUGCUCUGAAUCAGGAUGUUUUACAGUCAGUGUGAUGACCAUGUAAUUAUGCAUUUCUGUUUUAUCUCUGUGAUAUUCAGGUAAUCUUAAGAGCAAAUGUCAAUUGUGACUAAUUUAAAUUUUUACAUGGUACCAAUGUAGAUAUGCCUAUACAUGAUGAUGAACACAAAUUGUAUGUGCAGUGCCUUCAAUAAAGUAGCAAAUGUCAGUGUUACACAGUAACAGAGGCAUUUGCUAUAAUAGUGA
Messenger RNA from Amphiprion ocellaris (clown anemonefish), 2804 nucleotides. It is a transcript of the gene pex7, whose product is annotated as peroxisomal biogenesis factor 7. Gene Ontology annotation, molecular function: protein binding. The coding region runs from base 184 to 1149 and encodes 321 amino acids. The record is from RefSeq and is a predicted model, not a curated record. Gene Ontology annotation, cellular component: cytosol; peroxisomal matrix. Gene Ontology annotation, biological process: protein import into peroxisome matrix. The transcript is spliced from 11 exons. Lineage: Eukaryota; Metazoa; Chordata; Actinopteri; Pomacentridae.